AACAUCUCCUCACCCUCCCUUGAGAUAGAUUUGCAGGAGCCAAAAACUAGGGUUUUACCUGCUGAACCUCUUCUUCUAGUUUCCUUCUUUUGAGAGAGAAAAGGAAGAGGUGGAGGUAAAGACACAGAGAGGGACCUUCAACUACUAGUGGAUACAGAGAUGGGAUUGUUCUCCAUUCAGCCUAAUCCAUUGGUUUUCACUUUCGGUCUCUUAGGUAAUAUCAUCUCCUUCAUGGUGUAUAUUGCUCCGACGACAACAUUUGUUAGGGUUUGCAAGAAGAAAUCAACUGAAGGGUUUCAAUCCUUACCAUAUGUGACUGCACUGUUCAGUGCCAUGCUUUGGAUAUAUUAUGCAUACCUGAAGACUGGUGCUUAUUAUCUUAUCACCAUUAACUCUGUUGGAUGUGUCAUAGAGACAAUCUACAUUGCCAUCUACUUGGUUUAUGCACCAAAGAAAGCAAGGAUUUUGACCGCGAAGCUGCUUGUAUUGAUGAAUCUUUGUUUGUUUAGCAUGAUCCUUAUUCUCAGUCAAUUCUUAGCCAAAGGACAGAAUAGGGUUCGAGUUGUUGGAUGGAUAUGUGAUACCUUCUCUGUAAUAGUCUUUGUGGCACCCUUAAGCAUUGUGAGGUUGGUCAUUCGCACAAGGAGUGUGGAGUAUAUGCCAUUUACUUUAUCCUUCUUCCUCACCUUGAGUGCAGUAAUGUGGUUCUCCUAUGGUUUUCUUCUGAAGGACCUUUACAUAGCUCUCCCAAACAUACUGGGUUUCAUCUUUGGAGUACUACAAAUGGUGCUAUAUUUGAUCUACAAGGGCUGUAUUAAGAAGGUUGUGGGGCAGAAGGUGCAAGCUGAACAAGUCAUUGAUGUGGCAGUCAAGCUAAGCACAAUAAGAUGUUUGGAGGUGAACCCAGUUGAGAUACAAGCAGUAGAGACAAAAGCACAAGAAGUAGUAGUUGAAGAAGCCUUGGAUGAGAGGAAUAAGGAGCAUGAAGCUGAGAGAAACCCUACCUUCCUUAUCCCUAGUGAGGAACGCGUGGGACCCCCAAAUGAACUCAAGCUCAUUGUGUGCCAAGCCUGAUGAUCAUCAAGCAAUGACCCUCUGAUUGAUCCUGAUCAUCUCUGAAGGGAUUCAGAAAUUUUAGAUACCUAAUUAUAAAACCCUAUUGGUAAAUGCUAAUAAUCACCCUCUCCCUCAUCUCAUCUUAUGAUCUAUGAUCAUCUAGAUAUAUAUGAUAUAUCUAAGCUUCCCCCCCCCCAACUCCCCAAUUCAAGUGUGUACACCCUAAAGCCACAGAUUUUCUCCGUCCCCCACCCUCCCUGUGUCUUUCUCAUCGAUGUAUGUGUAGUGUAACUGUGUAUGUUUAUAUAUGACAGCAUAAGAGAAGAAGUGGAAUGUCCAAAACUUUUUCUA
Messenger RNA from Macadamia integrifolia, 1407 nucleotides. RefSeq names its product bidirectional sugar transporter SWEET14-like. Bases 160 to 1074 code for a protein of 304 amino acids. The transcript has 6 exons. Gene Ontology annotation, cellular component: membrane. The record is from RefSeq and is a predicted model, not a curated record. Gene Ontology annotation, biological process: carbohydrate transport. Gene Ontology annotation, molecular function: sugar transmembrane transporter activity. Lineage: Eukaryota; Viridiplantae; Streptophyta; Magnoliopsida; Proteales; Proteaceae.